This is a messenger RNA of Suillus subaureus, 681 nucleotides long. Its product is annotated as Mss4-like protein. NCBI's taxonomy places the organism in Eukaryota, Fungi, Basidiomycota, Agaricomycetes, Boletales, Suillaceae. Bases 28 to 522 code for a protein of 164 amino acids. The record is from RefSeq and is a predicted model, not a curated record. Gene Ontology annotation, molecular function: carbon-sulfur lyase activity. The transcript has 5 exons.
GGCCUGCUUGACUGCGAUCGACCCGCCAUGCCCAUUACACUUGAAGGAAGCUGCCAUUGCGGUACUGUGCGAUUUACGGUAGAAAGCAGCACCCCUGUCCCAUAUCAGCUAUGUCUAUGUUCCAUCUGCCGCAAAGUAGGCGGUGUUGGCGGCUCGAUCAAUCUUGGUGCGCACUCCAAAACCUUGAUUAUCAUCCAAGGUAAAGAACAUAUCGGAGUGUAUAAGGCUGUGAUGGACAGGGAUACUCCAGAAGAGCACAUCGCCAUUUCUGAGCGCAAUUUUUGCACGAAGUGCUCUUCCAUGCUCUGGCUUUAUGACGAAACCUGGCCUGAACUAUUGCAUCCAUUUGCAUCGGUUAUUGACUCCCCAGAGCUAGAUGUGCCUGAUGAGCUUGUUGUUGUUAAAACGAACUCAAAGCCUAACUACGUGCGCCUUCCAGAGGGAAGGAAGGAGGUGUUUGAGGAUUAUUCCAGUGAUUCGAUUGAGAGCUGGCACAAGAAGCACAAGAAGUAUGUGAAGUGAAAUACUGACUUUGUUAGAAGCAUGAAAGAGCGGAUGGAAUUCUAUGUACGCUCAAACCUUGGAAGGAGAUUACCGACCAAUUGGCCAGACAAUUGUAUACCUUCAGUAGCCCUGUAUUAUGAACAUCAACCAGUAAUUGGGCAGAGCGCCAGUCGUGAU